Alnus glutinosa is the source of this 807-nucleotide messenger RNA. Its product is annotated as ethylene-response factor C3-like. The transcript has a single exon. Gene Ontology annotation, biological process: regulation of DNA-templated transcription; ethylene-activated signaling pathway. The record is from RefSeq and is a predicted model, not a curated record. The coding region runs from base 37 to 714 and encodes 225 amino acids. NCBI's taxonomy places the organism in Eukaryota, Viridiplantae, Streptophyta, Magnoliopsida, Fagales, Betulaceae. Gene Ontology annotation, molecular function: DNA-binding transcription factor activity; DNA binding.
CCACUCACUAAACAGAAAGAAAGCAUUCAAUUCAACAUGGAUUCUUCAUUCUUUCGUCACCCGUUUUCCGAAUUCUCCUCCCAGUCUUCUUCGUUUGCCUCGCUGGAAUCUUUGUCGUGGAAUUCCAUGUACAAUUUCGAACACCAAUCCCUUCCUUUCAAUGAAAAUGACUCCCAAGAAAUGCUUCUAUACGGUGUCUUAGCUGCUACUAACGACUCAUCCGAAAUCACAUCCUCCGUUCAUGUCAAAGAUCACGAGGAGGUGAAUUCAAGAGCCAGUAUUGAAGAGGAGCCUGUGAAGGAAGAAGUAUCCUUCCGAGGGGUUCGACGGCGGCCUUGGGGAAAAUAUGCAGCGGAGAUAAGGGAUUCUUCAAGGCGUGGUGUUAGGGUUUGGCUAGGAACUUUUGACACGGCCGAGGCCGCGGCUUUGGCCUACGAUCAAGCUGCAUUUGCACUGAGGGGUUCGUUGGCUGUUCUCAAUUUCCCGGCCGAGAAAGUUCAUGAGUCACUUCACCAGAUGAAGUAUGGUUAUGAGGAGGGGUGCUCGCCGGUUUUGGAAUUGAAAAAUAGGUACUCCAUGAAGAGGAAGUCAAAGUGUAAGAAGAAGAAAGAGGGGAAGAGGGUGGAAAAUAUGGUGGUGUUUGAGGAUUUGGGGGCAGACUAUUUGGAGGAACUUUUGAGUAUAUCUGAGAGUGCUAGUCCUUGUACUUGCUGAAUGAUCAGCACUGUCCCCAGCAUGCAUCUUCUCUUUUCUGUAUUUUUCAUUCUGGUAUUUGAGAGGCAGGGGGGAAAUGAGAUUAAAUUACUA